Molecule: messenger RNA, 2202 nt
Organism: Galendromus occidentalis (western predatory mite)
Lineage: Eukaryota; Metazoa; Arthropoda; Arachnida; Mesostigmata; Phytoseiidae
Exons: 3
Coding region: 370-2202 (610 amino acids)
Molecular function (GO): protein binding
Source: RefSeq, a predicted model, not a curated record
AAGCUCGAGUGCAUCGUCGUUGGCGAAUCUCACGCCCUGAGACAGAAUUCUAAGUCAACUCGAGAAACAAGAAGCUGAGCCUUUUCUCGGACGAUCGAUACUGAUAGCGGAAGCGAUGACAGAACGCUCUCGUCGAAUAUUAGAAUUCGCUUCCCGAAUUCCCUCGGUGCACCAAUGGAGCUUGGUGGAACAGGGCCUGAGAGCGGGAGACUCUAUAUGAUCUGACUGAUCAGCUGAUCUGUUCACAACCGCCAAGAUUCGGCUUCCAAUCCCUCAUUCGAAUUUCGACUGGCCAGACUCCUGCGUGUGACCACGCACGGAGCUCCAGGGGAUCGAUCGAUUCCCGCUCUGGAAGCAACGUCCUCCAAGAUGUCGGGCAACCGUGAAGCGGAAACUGAGGUUUCCCGCAGGAUAAAUCUUCUCGACUUGCCCGACGAGAUGUUGGAGCACAUCCUUCGAUGGCUCGAUUCCCUCUCGUUGGUGGCGCUCUCGAUAACCUGUGAGAGCCUGCGCCGGCGUCUCGCUCAAUUCAGCUCGAAACUCAAAACGCUAGCAGUUACAGACGUGCUCUUGGAAUACGCCGCUCGCAACUCGUCGAACAUCCGAACGCUAGACCUCACCAACUGUCGCGCGGAGCCUUCGGUUUUGGAGGAGCUCAUCCUGCGAUGCCGAAGCGUCGAAGAGCUCAAGGUCGUCAACUCCGGCUUGAAGUCGCUCCAACUGCUCAACGUGCUCAAUUCAUUGGAGUUUAUCGAGAGCUUGAGCUUCAGUUUUUUCGACAUACCGGGAAAUGCGGACAAGUCAAUAUUUGGAGCUUAUCCUUCGAUCAAGAGAGUUUACAUGGAAGCGGCUCCUCUCAUCCGGGCGUUCAGUCCCAUCCUGGAUUUUUUGAACGCGUGCACCGAGAUGGAGUUCGUGCACAUCGCGUUCGUCGGGCGCGAGCGCUCAACGCAUAACUACCGAUCACGCACAAGCUGUCUGGAUGAAAACCUGUGGAGAACCCUUCACACUGUCCUCUUCUCAUGCCAUUUUUCUUCGCAUUCGACUCGAGAUCAGCUCGCUCGGGACUUGGUGCAGUUCUGCUCGGCGAGUCCUGAGCUGAAAUUUUGGGUUAGGGAUUGCAUGCGCUUCUGCGAACUCCUACCAGGAGUGGAUACGCGAGGCGUGACCGAAAUCGCUGCCUGCAAAGACAUUUCUACGCUGGAGGACAUCUGCAAUUGCAACGUCAAACUGCCUCAGGGAACCCUCGUGGGAUCCAUGACCCUACUCAAUGGACAAGCCGUGGAACAUAUGAUUGAGCUUGAUCUGACAAAUUUCCACGGGGAAUUUUCUGAUUGGGAGACUUUGACCCGUGCCGCUCCACGUCUGGAAGCCCUGGCGAUCCCGAUCUGCUAUGUACCCAAACUGCCAGACGGCGUGUUGGGCUUGGAGCACGACGACCCCCUGGUCCGAGAGAAGUCCCUCGCAUUGAUCCGAGAAUGCGAGGAAAACUGCAGCGUCGUACAUGCACUGAAGAAGAUCGUGUUGAAGAGACUGUACAUAACUGGGUUGCCGUUCGCUCAUUCGACAUCAUGCGCACAAUGUCGAAUCCGUUGGAAGACGUACGUUCUGGGAAAACUCGUCGUGCUGACAUCUUUGGAAGAGCUGACGCUGGCGUACAUCAACCCCCCUAUUCUGGGUUUCGAGAAUCUGGUACAUCCAGGAAUAAGAACGGCUCGAUUCUCGUUUCUGGGCUUGAGUGAGAAUGCCGAUCUCAGAAGUUUCAUGGAAGGGUGCAAGAGUCUAGAAUUCUUCAAAAUCGGAGCCAUGGAUCUGCCCUUGGAGGAGCCAGCCUUCUGGAACGCCAUUUCAUCGGGCGGCACGCUCAAGCAAGUCUGCAUUUCGAGGGAACUGAUGACUGCCUCGAAUACGAUCCCUGAAGAAAUUUCUCGGAAGUCCCUCCCUCGACUGUUGAAGAACAUCGAGGUUCUCCAUCUUCACAUCCCUGAAAAACACAGCGCGCUGGAAAAUGUUAUGGAAGAUCGGAUUGCCAAGGAAAACGCACUUAGAGCGACCAACAAAAUCCGCUUCUUGGCCCCGCCAUGUCCUACCUUGGGCUGCGUGCAAUUCGUUAAUCUCAUCCAGGCGGUGCCCGGGCGCGCUUUGUGCUGCUCGAGGAAUUUCAUCGGAACGAUCCCCUGCGAAGGUUGGACCAACGAAUGA